AUGCCGGACAGCAUCCUCUCUGCCGCCCUCCUUGACCGUUCUGUGGCCGCCCUGGGAAUCUGCAAGCGCCGCGCCCGGCACCGCAUCCGCGCGCUCCUGCAGACACAGAUCUGCCAAGGUGGAGAGCUGGUCUUCAACAGACAGAUGCGCAGAUCAUUGUCCGUGGACCAUGGCGUGCUCAUCCGACUCACAACGGAAGAUGCUGUUCGGGAGGUCUCCAACCUCCUGCUGACCUCCUGGUCUAUUGCAGCAGCUCGACGCUCUGCAUCGUCGGCCGGAGGGGCCUCUACGACUCUUCAAGCGCUGCAGUCAGGUCUUCACUCCCUGAAGCGGAAGUUGCACGUGGAGCUUUAUGCCACAGGCAAAAGCACCCAGCCGCAAGACUCGGCAGCCCUGGCUGCGCUAGUCGCAUCCGGGGAGGAGGCGGCGACGAAGGCGGUCGAGCGGGCUGCCGCUGCAAGGGACAAGGUCCUGAAGCCCUUGGAGCAGGAGCACACGGCCCUCAUCUCCGAGAGCAAGGCUGCGACGACAGCACUGAAGGCUGCUGUUGAAAAAGUACAGCCGGAGGUCGAUGCUAUCAAGAGGAAGCAUCAAGAUGAGGCCAAGCAGGCUGAGGAGAAGCUUCGUGAAGAAAGGAAGCAGAAGCACGAGCAAACGGUCGCGCUUCACAAGAUUGCCAUCAGCACGCAGAUCGAAAAGGAGCGUUUGGAGGCUGGCCUUGUGGACAAGAGCAGGCCAAAGGUUGCCUGCUACAAGAAAGUCUUCGCGAACGUUAAGGAACUGCAGCAAGAGCUCAAGGAUUUGGAGGUCAGCGGCACGGCAAACCGGAAGAGCCAGGGCAUUCUGCAGCACACUCUGCGAGCCCUCGAGUCCCGGGCAGUCAAGGCGGAAAGCGACGCCAAGGCGAAGGUGCUCUUCGGCGAAGAGGAGCAAGAUGUCAAGGACUUCAAACCCAGCGCUCAGGUGCUCAAAAAGCAAGAGAAGAGCGUGGAGCAAGAGGAGCAGUUCCAAGUCCAGCUCGAGUCCGAGGUGCAUAGCCUCCGUGCAGAUCUGGAAGCGAAAGCCAGCCGCGAGGCGGGCUCUCUCGGUGCGCAGCUGCGCCGGGAGGCAGAGGAGUUGGGCCAGGCAGCCGCAUCCGUGGAACGUCGCAUCGUCAGCUGGCAGGAGCGGGCGGAUGCCGUUCGGCAGUGGCUGGCAGAGGUGGUGCCAGUGGCAAAGUCUGCAUCGCGGAUAGUCACGGCGGCAGAUUUCGUCAAGGCACCGCUAGUUAGCAUCUGGCAUGGCCCGACUUGGAGUAAGCCUGGUGGGGCAGCAAAUGCGGUCACGCUUAUCCUUUGCUGGUGCACUGCCGCUUUGCCCGAGUCCGCACACGCCUACGGGGCCUGCCUCCGGGCAGUGGCUAAGCAGGUGAUCUCCCUCCUCAGCGAGGCAGAGAACGUUGCUCGAGGGGCCUCCUCCCCGCGCGAAGGCGACCUGGCCCCGCAUCUGCAGCGGCUCAAGUCGACCCUGAAGGCACUUGGCGAGCUGCGGGUGACUUUCCCGGAUCCGCCAGAUGUGCGGAGCUCGCCCAGCGCGGCCAAGGGGAGGAAGCGGCUCUAUGGCAGGGAGGAUGGCGAGGAAGACGAUGCAGAGUCCACAGAAGCUCCAAAGGCCGGCAGCCAGGGCUCGAGGAAGAACUCCAUCAGCAGCCCUCCGCCUCUGCCACUCUCAAGUGUGGAGGGAGGCGAGGACGCGGAAACGGACACGCCGCGCGAGGACAGUGAGGGAAGAAGUUGUGAUCCAAGCUCUCGAGCGAUGGCCUCUGGUGAGCUCCGGCUUCGUGUGCUGCAGGUCGGUGACCUGCGCAUGAGAGUGGCCGAGCAGGGCGAUCCCGCCAACCCACUGGUGUUACUCAUCCAUGGCUGGCCCGAAUGCUGGUUCUCGUGGCGCUGGCAGCUGCCUGCUCUGGCAGAGGCUGGGUACUACGCAGUGGCGCCGGACAUGCCGGGAUAUGGAGGCACAGACUCCCCCAAGGAGGUUGCUCGCUACGAUUCCAGGAGCAUAGGUCAGGACCUGCUGUCACUCCUAGGAGCUCUGGGAAAGGAUUGCUAUGCCCUUGUUGGCCAUGACUGGGGCGCCCUCCAUGUAUGGUUUAUUGGCAGCCUCUUUCCGGAAGCCUUCCCUCGGCUUUGUGCUAUGAGCGUGCCGCCGCAAAUCCUCCACGGCCAGCAGCCUCCCGUGGUCGAGCUAGCUGCGAGACACGGUCCCAACUUCAAUUACAUCGUCUACCAUAACGAGUACACCCGCUACGGAGAGUCCUGGCCUGUCCACGACCCCUCAGCUGUCUCUGGCCCAGCAGAUCAAGAAUAUGAUGCCGAUCCAGAGAACUUUCUUCUCCGAAUCUAUCUUUCUGGUUCAUUGGGGACUUCCGAAGUGAAAGCCAUCCCCCUGGAGGCUGAUCGCAACACGGAUCUGAAGCGUUCCAGUGGUGGAUGCCGCACGCGCCUUCCGCAGCCGGUCAGGGGGGCACCUUUGCCCUCCUGGCUUCCCCGCCCUGCCUUGGACCGCUUCGCCGACGAGUUUCGAAAGUCGGGAUUUCGCGGGGGGCUGAACUACUAUCGCUGCCUGGAUCGAAAUUGGGCGCAGGUUCAGGAGCCGUUGGAGAAGAGAGGACGGAAAGUCCUGCAACCUCUCUUAUUCAUCGCUGGGGAGCUCGACACCGUCAUCCACACGAAUGGUGGCAUGGAAGCUUCGACGGCCGCGCUUCGCAAGACGUGCGCCGACCUUCGUGGGAUCGUCUACAUCCCAGACUGCGGUCACUGGAACACACAGGAGAAGCCACACGAAACCAAUGUCGCACUCCUCGGAUUCGUGGAUUCAACGAAAGAUCUGGGCAGAGGGCCCGCGCCGACCAGCCGGCUCUAG
Molecule: messenger RNA, 2904 nt
Organism: Symbiodinium necroappetens
Lineage: Eukaryota; Dinophyceae; Suessiales; Symbiodiniaceae
Source: the annotation of a GenBank genome assembly